Haliotis rubra (blacklip abalone) is the source of this 1701-nucleotide messenger RNA. RefSeq lists its product as uncharacterized. The record is from RefSeq and is a predicted model, not a curated record. Lineage: Eukaryota; Metazoa; Mollusca; Gastropoda; Lepetellida; Haliotidae.
AAAUACAAGUGGAAUGUAAGUAUAGAUGGACAUCGCAGUGAAUUAAAAGUUAAUGAAAUAAAACAAAACUUGGAGUGCAUCAUUGAUAAUUUAAAACAUGAAAACCAGCAGUUAGAAACUAAACUAGUGGAAGCACUAAAACCCGAAUGUAAACUGAAAAAGGACAACACCAAGGUUUUGUCAAUACUAAUAGAAAAGGGUGGCAAACACGAUGAAAUUAUCCUUGAAAAAAAGACAAAAGAAAUAAGGGAAGACAGCUUGAAUAGACUCUUGUAUGUAUUAGAUGUGUUUAAUGUAAGCAGCAAUGCUUAUCAUGAACUUACUAUGCUGUUCAAAAAUCUUCCCAGAUCUCACAAAAUUAAAGAGACAUAUUCGCAGUUAAACAGUAACUUUAUCAUAAAGGAAACUCCAGACGGAUUAGGAUAUGAACAGUCACUCCGAGAGCGGUUACAUGCUGUUGUGCCAAAUUUGAUCGCAAAUGACCCAGAUGCUUAUAUUGACGGGACAUGUCUUAAAGUAAAAAUCUCGGCAGAUGGGACACGGAUCGGGAAACACUUGCAUGUGAUAAGUGGCUUUACUAUCCUUAACGAUAGUAAAUGUGGUUCUGCGCUGGGAAAUUACCCUCUAGCCAUUGUAUGCACUAGGGAACGACACUAUGAACUUACUCAGGCCCUUUCCAAUUUAAGGGAAGAAACAGAUGAAUUAAAUGGAACGUGGAUCUCCAUAGCUGGUGUACAAUUGAAACUUACUCUUUAUCUAGGUGGAGAUUAUAAGUUCUUACUCAUUGCUGUAGGAAUAAGUUCUAUUGCAUCUCAACACACAUGUAUAUACUGCAAGUGUUCAAAACAGGAACGUUAUCGUGUCGAAGAAAAAUGGUCAAUGUCGGAUCCAAACAAAGGGGCGCGAAUUGAUUAUAAGGCAUCGAAUAGUGACAAAAUGCAGAGAAAAACAAAACUGAUUAUUCUUUAUCAAACGAUCCUUUGUUUCCCUAACAUACCUCUAAGAAACGUGGUGAUUGACCAACUGCAUCUCUUUCUGAGGGUUACAGAUAAGCUGUUCAGUCUUCUUGUGUGUGAAUUGAGACUGUUGGACAAUGUAAAGACAAACACUUGUUUCAAAGCUGGCCUUGAUAGAAAUAAGCUUAAACACAUGUCUAGACUGGAGAAACAAUUAAAAGAAGCAGGGAUAAACUUUGAAUUUUUUAUCAACAAAGAUACACGGAAAAUAGAGUUUCGUGAUUUGCAAGGUCCCGAGAAAUUGAAACUCUCAAAGGUAUUUAAAGCCUCUGAAUUACUUGACGAUGAAGAGAGGGCAGGCGUUAUACAAUCCGUCUGGCAUGGGUUUCACUCCAUAAACGAUUUAGUGAAAUCAAGUGCACCCAAAUGUGAAGAAGUGUCUUCUGAGAUUAAUUCAUGGAUCAAGCUGUAUGUAGAUGCGUAUCAGAGAUGUGAUGUUACCCCGUAUAUUCACAUCCUUCAGCAUCAUGUUCCUGAACUGAUUGGAAUUCAUGGAAAUUUGAUUGGAUUUACACAGCAGGGGCUAGAAAAACUUAACGAUAUCGUAACUAAACAGUAUUUCAGAGCAAGUAAUCAUGGAAAAACGUCCUUGAAACAAAUACUCCAGAAGCAAAACCGAAUCACCUUGCUGGAGAAUUAUAAAAGGGUCAAAAUGAAAACUGGCACACAGUUAACUACUAGCUAG